AUGCCGCCCCGCAAUAUCCUCUCGGCGGAGUCCGCAGAGCACCAUAGCCCGUUUAGCCGGUCUUUCCAAUCCAGUUCGCCUAUCGCCGAAGCCGCCAUUGCUCGCGAUCUGGCUCACUACGCCGACGAGGACUCGACAUCAAGCACUGACGAAGCAUCCGAGGCGUCCACGGUCCGCCCAGCGAGUAGACGCCCAUCCAGCACAUAUGCGGGGACCAAUCCGCACUCGCUGACCGGGUCAUAUCGCCGCCCGAGCUACUUCACCAGCGUCAAUCAUGCUACCGUGCUCCCGUCAAAUGGAGACUACCAACCACUAACGGAGGCCGAGCUCCAACAGGCGAUUGCCGAAGAGCGCAAUUUGUUGAGUGAUAACCGAGUCAUUCCAGCGGAAGAACCGGAGGGGUUGCAACAUAAACUGAGUAGGGUCUUAUCGGCCUCUUCGUCACAGGAGGGACCCGCGAAGCAAUAUGGCACGGUUCGGAGCGCCGAUGGUCGGGAUACUGAGACCACCGCGUUGUUGGGGCCUGCGAAAGACAAUCAAAUGGGGCCAGAGGAGAUUGAUCGCAAGUGGGAAGAAGCCGUGACGGCAGGUCUGAUCAACACGACGUGGAAACGGGAAACGGAGGUUAUCAUUAGAUACUCUGCACCGUUGAUGGUGACUUUCCUGCUCCAGUACUCGCUCACCGUAGCGAGUAUCUUCACGAUCGGCCACCUAGGCAAGGAGGAACUGGGUGCCGUCAGUCUCGCUUCGAUGACGGUCUCCAUCACUGGUAACGCCGUAUACUCCGGUCUAGCCACUAGUCUGGAUACUCUCUGUGCCCAGGCUUAUGGGUCGGGCAAGAAGAAGCUGGUCGGACUUCAAAUGCUUCGCAUGAUUUAUUUCCUUUUGGUCGUGACUAUUCCUAUCGCUACAUUGUGGUACUUCUCUGAGCAUGUUCUGGCCAAGAUCGUGCCAGAGAAGAGAGUGGCUGAAAUGGCCGGAUUGUACUUGAAGGUGGCGCUCCUAGGGUUACCGGGAUAUGCGUGCUUUGAGAGCGGAAAGCGAUACCUGCAGGCCCAAGGUGUCUUUUCUGCCUCUCUGUAUGUCCUGAUCAUCUGCGCACCGCUCAAUGCGUUCAUGAAUUGGUUUUUCGUUUGGAAACUACAAUGGGGUUUUGUCGGAGCUCCUAUCGCGGUUGUCAUCACGGAGACUCUCCUCCCUAUUUGCUUGUUCACAUACAUCUACUUCCGUGUUGGCUCUGAAUGUUGGUGCGGCUUUACAAGACGCGCCUUUGACAACUGGGGCCCCAUGAUCCGCCUUGCCUUGCCUGGUCUUAUCAUGGUCGAAGCAGAGUGUCUCGCCUUCGAGGUUCUCACACUGGCUUCGAGCUACCUGGGCACAUCUGAACUCGCUGCCCAAUCCAUUUUGUCCACAAUCUCGAGCAUCACAUGGCAGAUCCCCUUCCCACUGUCCAUCGCUGGUAGCACACGCGUUGCAAACCUGAUCGGUGCUACACUAGUAGGCGCUGCCAAGACAUCGGCCAAGGUGAGCUUCUGCGGAGCUACCAUCGUCGGCCUGUUCAACAUGAUCCUUCUCUCGAGCCUUCGAUCUUAUAUUCCCAUGCUAUUCAGUUCCGACCCUGAAGUAAUCGACAUCGUCGCCGAGGUCCUUCCUCUGUGCGCCGCAUUCCAGCUCUUCGAUGCCCUUGCGGCCAAUUGCAAUGGUAUUCUCCGCGGUCUAGGUCGACAGGAGAUCGGUGGUUAUAUUCAACUGUUUUGUUACUAUGUCAUCGCUAUGCCCAUUAGUAUGGGUACUACGUUCACGUGGAAUUGGGGAGUCAUGGGUCUCUGGACAGGUGUCGCGAUUGCGCUCUUGCUGGUUUCUGCCACUGAGGCUCUCUUUAUUAGCCGUAUUAGCUGGGAACGAUCUGUGGAAGAAGCCCAGCUGCGGAACGAGACGAUCUGA
Penicillium daleae is the source of this 1944-nucleotide messenger RNA. Its product is annotated as MATE family efflux transporter. NCBI's taxonomy places the organism in Eukaryota, Fungi, Ascomycota, Eurotiomycetes, Eurotiales, Aspergillaceae. The transcript has 2 exons. The coding region runs from base 1 to 1944 and encodes 647 amino acids. Gene Ontology annotation, cellular component: membrane. Gene Ontology annotation, biological process: xenobiotic detoxification by transmembrane export across the plasma membrane. The record is from RefSeq and is a predicted model, not a curated record. Gene Ontology annotation, molecular function: antiporter activity; xenobiotic transmembrane transporter activity.